AUGGAUGAAGCCAAGCAAGAGGUGGAGGAGAUCGUUUCAUAUCUUCGUGAUCCGGAGAGAUACUCUCGACUAGGCGGUCGACUGCCCAAAGGAGUUCUGCUGGUCGGUCCACCAGGAACUGGAAAGACGCUUCUUGCCAGAGCAGUAGCUGGAGAAGCUCAGGUACCGUUCUUCCACACUUCCGGAUCCGAAUUCGAUGAGGUCUUAGUGGGGCAGGGAGCACGACGAGUUCGAGAUCUCUUCGAUAAGGCGAAAGCAAGAGCUCCCUGCAUCAUCUUUAUCGAUGAGGUUGAUAGCGUCGGAUCAAAGAGAGUGUCAAACAGUAUUCAUCCGUAUGCUAACCAGACUAUCAACCAGUUGCUAAGUGAAAUGGAUGGUUUUAAUCGAAAUGAAGGUGUCAUUGUCAUCGCGGCCACAAAUCGUGUAGAGGAUCUUGAUAAAGCUUUGCUCCGUCCUGGUCGUUUUGAUGUGCGGGUAACUGUACCGAAACCGGAUUUGGCGGGUCGCAUUGACAUAUUCGAUUUUUACCUGCAAAGGGUUGUACAUUCGCCUAACGUCGACCCAAGGAUUUUGGCCAAGGGAUCCACCGGAUUCACUGGCGCUGAUAUUGAGAAUAUGGUGAAUCAGGCUGCGUUGAAAGCUGCGAAAGAAUGUGCGCCAGAGGUGACUAUGCAGCAUUUGGACGAAGCUAGAGACAGGAUUCUCAUGGGGCCUGCACGUACCGGUGGAAGAAUUCCCGAUGAAGAAGCCAAUAGGAAUACGGCGUACCAUGAAGCUGGUCAUACAUUAGUGUCAUUGUAUACGAAGCAUUCCACGCCAUUGCAUAAGGUCACAAUAAUUCCUCGCGGACAAUCUCUUGGACACACCGCAACAUUACCUGAGAAAGAUGAAUAUCAAAUGACAAAAGGACAACUUCUUGCAGCCCUUGAUGUAAUGAUGGGCGGUCGAGUAGCAGAAGAAUUGGUGUUUGGAGAAGAUAUGGUCACGACUGGUGCUGCAGAUGACUUGAAGAAAGCCACAAUGCUUGCUAUUCAAAUGGUCAAGGCAUUCGGCAUGAGUGACAAGGUAUCUUUUUUUGUUUUUGUUGUAGUCCUUGACUUCUUUGGGUUGAACCGGACA
This is a messenger RNA of Cylicostephanus goldi, 1119 nucleotides long. Lineage: Eukaryota; Metazoa; Nematoda; Chromadorea; Rhabditida; Strongylidae. The record is from the annotation of a GenBank genome assembly.